AUGUUUGCUGCUCGACUAUUCAAGGCCAUGCCCGCCCGGGCCUCUGCCUUCCCUUCCGUGAAUGCUUCUAUCCAGUCUCGUUUCAUGGCUACCGUGCGUCAGGGUCGCCCUGCCACUGAACGUGCCACCUUCACGAUCCGAGAUGGUCCUAUCUUCCACGGCAAGUCCUUCGGUGCUCGUUCCAACAUCUCCGGUGAGGCUGUCUUCACCACCUCGCUCGUUGGAUAUCCCGAGUCCUUGACCGAUCCCUCCUACCGUGGCCAGAUUCUGGUCUUCACCCAGCCUCUGAUUGGCAACUAUGGUGUGCCCUCCGCUGAGAAGGACCAGCAUGGUCUCCUGAAGUACUUUGAGUCUCCCAACCUCCAGGCCGCUGGUGUGGUUGUCGCCGAUGUCGCGGAGCAGUACAGCCACUGGACCGCCGUCGAGAGCCUCGGCGAGUGGUGUGCCCGCGAAGGUGUUCCUGCCAUCUCUGGUGUUGACACUCGCGCCAUUGUCACCUAUCUCCGUGAGCAGGGUUCUUCCCUCGCUCGUAUCACCGUUGGUGAGGAGUACGAUGCCGAUCAGGAUGAGGCCUUCACCGACCCUGAGCAGAUCCAUCUGGUCCGCCAGGUCAGUACCAAGAGCCCCUUUCACGUGAGCGCCGCCGACCCUCAGUGCCACGUUGCCGUCAUCGAUUGCGGUGUCAAGGAGAACAUUCUGCGUAGCUUGGUCAGCCGUGGAGCCAGUGUGACUGUGUUCCCCUACGACUACCCUAUCCACAAGGUGGCCCACCACUUUGACGGAGUGUUCAUUUCCAACGGCCCCGGUGACCCCACCCACUGCCAGGACACCACCUAUCACCUGCGCCGUCUGAUGGAGACCUCCCAGGUUCCCAUCUUCGGUAUCUGCCUGGGCCACCAGCUUCUGGCGCUCGCUGCUGGUGCUCGUACCAUCAAGCUGAACCAGAACCAUGGUUACGCUGUCGAUGCUUCGACUUUGCCUUCGGACUGGAAGCCUUACUUCGUCAACCUGAACGACUCCAGCAACGAGGGUAUGAUCCACAAGUCUCGUCCCAUCUUCAGCACCCAGUUCCACCCCGAGGCUAAGGGCGGUCCUCUCGACUCCUCUUACCUCUUUGACAUCUACCUGGACAGUGUGCGCAAGUACAAGAACAGCCAGCUCGCUGUGUACCCUGAGCGUGACAGCCGCCCCAACCCCCUCCUUGUUGAUCUUCUGGCCAAGGAGCGCGUUGGCGUUCAGCCUACUGUUGGCAUGCAGAACGUUGCUGCUGCUGCUGCCGCGGCCGCUGCUGCCUAA
Aspergillus terreus NIH2624 is the source of this 1296-nucleotide messenger RNA. It is a transcript of the gene cpa1, whose product is annotated as carbamoyl-phosphate synthase (glutamine-hydrolyzing) CPA1. NCBI's taxonomy places the organism in Eukaryota, Fungi, Ascomycota, Eurotiomycetes, Eurotiales, Aspergillaceae. The transcript is spliced from 2 exons. Gene Ontology annotation, biological process: L-glutamine metabolic process; L-arginine biosynthetic process; 'de novo' pyrimidine nucleobase biosynthetic process. Gene Ontology annotation, cellular component: cytoplasm; carbamoyl-phosphate synthase complex. The record is from RefSeq and is a predicted model, not a curated record. Gene Ontology annotation, molecular function: carbamoyl-phosphate synthase (glutamine-hydrolyzing) activity. Bases 1 to 1296 code for a protein of 431 amino acids.